AUGCGGAGCACGGGAAGCCUCUGGCCGCAGGUGCUGGGUCUGCUGUCCUUGCCAUGUUGGAUCCUCGGAGCACCCUUGGCCUCCAGCUACCCAGGAGCCUGUGGUACCAGCUUGCCAGAAGGCCUCAUCCCCGACGAGACCCAGGCGUCUUGGGACAAGGACAUCCCUGCGAUUAACCAAGGGCUCAUCCCAGAGGAAACCCCAGAGAGCAGCUUCCUCGUCGAGGGGGACAUCAUCCGGCCGAGUCCCUUCCGACUGUUGUCAGCAACCAGCAACAAGUGGCCCAAGAGCAGUGAUGGCAUCGUAGAGAUCCCCUUCCUGCUCUCUAGCAAGUAUGAUGAGCCCAGCCGCAACAUCAUCCUGGAGGCGUUUGCUGAGUUUGAACGUUUCACAUGCGUCAGGUUUGUCGCCCACCAGGGCCAGAGAGACUUCAUUUCCGUCAUCCCCAUGUAUGGGUGCUUCUCUGGCGUGGGGCGCAGUGGAGGGAUGCAGAUGGUAUCCCUGGCACCUGCCUGUCUCCAGAGGGGCCGGGGCAUCGUCCUGCAUGAGCUCAUGCAUGUGCUGGGCUUCUGGCAUGAGCACGCCCGGGCCGACCGGGACCACUAUAUCCGUGUCGACUGGAAUGAGAUCCUCCCAGGCUUUGAAAUCAACUUCAUCAAGUCCCGGAGCAGCAACAUGCUGACGCCCUACGACUACUCCUCCGUGAUGCACUACGGGAGGCUCGCCUUCAGCCGGCGCGGGCUGCCCACCAUCGUGCCGCUCUGGGACCCCAGCGUCCACAUCGGCCAGCGAUGGAACCUGAGUGCCUCGGACAUCACUCGGGUCCUCAGGCUCUACGGCUGCAGCCCAAGCAGCCCCGGCCUCCGUGGGACAGGGUCCCAAGCCCACAGCAACGGUAGGAGCCCUGCUCCUGCCCCCAGACCACCCCUGCAGCAGCUUCUGGAGGCACUGUCAGCGGAAUCUGGGAGUGGCCAGCGUGUUCCCGCAGGGCCUGGACACAGCCCACGUGGGUGGGAGUCCCCUGCCCUGAAGAAGUUUAUUGUGGAGGCCUCAGCAAGGCUACCUCAGUCCCCAGCUUCCUCUCCAAGGCCAAGGCCUGGAGCAGACGCUCCUGGUCUUGCUCUGGGGCAGUUGUGGCUGGCCCAGGUGCCCACGGAACCCUCAGUCUCAUCUUCAGAAAUGGGAGACCAACCAGUGCCUAUCCAGGCUGCUCUGGGGAGCCGUGCUCUGCCAGAAGGCUGUGCACAGGGAAGUCACUUCAGGGGGAUGCCUAGAGAUUAA
Messenger RNA from Propithecus coquereli (Coquerel's sifaka), 1281 nucleotides. RefSeq names its product astacin-like metallo-endopeptidase (M12 family) (gene ASTL). Gene Ontology annotation, biological process: proteolysis. The transcript is spliced from 9 exons. Lineage: Eukaryota; Metazoa; Chordata; Mammalia; Primates; Indriidae. The record is from RefSeq and is a predicted model, not a curated record. The coding region runs from base 1 to 1281 and encodes 426 amino acids. Gene Ontology annotation, molecular function: metalloendopeptidase activity; zinc ion binding.